Molecule: messenger RNA, 1881 nt
Organism: Trypanosoma theileri
Lineage: Eukaryota; Euglenozoa; Kinetoplastea; Trypanosomatida; Trypanosomatidae
Exons: 1
Coding region: 1-1881 (626 amino acids)
Cellular component (GO): nuclear cap binding complex
Source: RefSeq, a predicted model, not a curated record
AUGACACAAGUACGUACAUUUGUUUUUAUCACAAAUAUCCCUGACUUCUUACUGGAACCAAUGGAAGUGAGCAGCAAUAUCAGCAGCCGUGCACGGGCUAAUCGUGAUCCCCGGUAUGAACGACUGCGAUCUCUAUUAGCCGCGAAUACUUCUGGAGUGAUGAUAGUCAUGCAUCUCGAGACCCGCGGAUAUGCACUGGCACUAUACGCAUCUGAACAAGAAGCCCUCGCCGCUUGUAAAACCACCAUCACUCCACAGAAUGGAAACCCACCACAACAGUACCCACCACUGCAACUACGCAUUCUUCAACGUGAACGACCAGCCCCAUGUGAGGCGGUGUAUACACCAACAAUAACAAUAGAAGGCACGACUGUACAAAAGUCUGAUCUCGUUCCCACACGUGGAUUAGAAUUGGUAUACCGUGGAAGAGCCGUGGCUCGUUGGUGUCCACACACACAAGCACAUGAGGACUGUUUAUUUGGAACCUCCUGUCAUCGUAUACAUCUAAAGGCCUAUCAACAUACUGUUCGUAAACGGCCUAGAAUGGAUGUCAUUACAGGAACAGGAGGAACAGCAAACAAUACCACAGCAACCACAACAAGUGCAAUUGGAGCAAUAGAAGCAGAAAUGACAAGAGAAGAGAUGGAAGUGGUUCGUAACGUCACGCGUAGUACACGUUUAACAGAAGAACUUCUCGUUCCAGCAGAAAUGCAAUUAGACUUUUCUGUAUAUGUUUCCAUAACACAUGAGGAGGCAUUAUCUCUAGUGGGAAAUACGGGUUCUACUGCUUGUAGUAAUACUAUUGCAGCUACUGCUACUGCUGUUCGAGCUAAUAUAGUAAAAAGAGUUAAAGAGUCCUGUUCAACAUAUAAAGGACCAUAUUUUAUAAGGUUUGCCUUUCCUGGUGGAGCUCCAUGGGAUUGGAGUUUACAUGAUGAGAGUGAGGGACUCCCGCAAUUACGGCAACGGGCCCCAUUUCCUGAGAAUGGAGCUCCAACACCUCUUGAACGGGAUUUAUUUUGCCAAAAGUUACUCUAUCAUGUAAAUCAAAUGAAUAAAUUUACCACAAUUGAUGCUGCUCUUCGUGCUUUUGAGACUAGCCCACGAGUGUGUGAGGCAUUACAUCAAUAUCUACAGCAGGAAAAUGAUCAAAAAGAUAAGAAAGAGAAGAAUAGUAAUGAAGACUCUAGUGGUACAUCUACAAUGAUAGAAUUGUGUAUACGUCCAUGGUUAUUUUUACCCACUGCAGAUAUGGAGACGGUUGUUUUAUUAGAGAAGGGCGGUGAGUAUAUAAGAGGUGUUGCCCAACGUCAUGCCGCACUGCGUCUCAUGACAUCUGCUACCUUUUUACAACAACAUCAAUUAGACUUUACACGAUAUGCGGUGAUUGGGAAUAAUGAAGAUCCGGAAGCGGAGGAUGCUCUGGAAAUGGAAUUACGUCGUGUAGGGACAGUAGUGAAACGUGGUGUAGAUACACUGCGGCGACAUGUACGUCAACAAUGCACACGUGAAAAAAUUCCCUCCUCUUCAGCGUGGUGUAUACAACUUGCUGUUGUAAUUCCAGAUGGUUUGGGAAUGGAAGAAAAUAAUAAUAGUGGUAAUAGUAAUGUUAAUGGACCUGUAUCUACAACUACAGUAAGUGGAGAAAACAGUACUGAUGUUGGUACCAUGCACACUGUUGUGCUUUCACUAAAGCCAUACCAAACGGCAUUAGAGGAGUUUACGGCGAUUUAUGGUACUCGACAGGAUGUGAGUAGUGCUGGUAAUGAUGAUAAUGAUAGGGUUAGAAAAGAAGUACUGUGGAAUACAAAGAAACAUCCAUAUAUUUCUCUUUUUUCCCGUGAGUUGAUGGAACGACUAAAGCGAGACGGAAAUGAAUAG